Octopus sinensis (East Asian common octopus) is the source of this 728-nucleotide messenger RNA. Its product is annotated as serine/threonine-protein kinase Genghis Khan-like. Lineage: Eukaryota; Metazoa; Mollusca; Cephalopoda; Octopoda; Octopodidae. The transcript has 6 exons. Gene Ontology annotation, cellular component: cytoskeleton; cytoplasm. Gene Ontology annotation, molecular function: protein serine/threonine kinase activity; ATP binding. Gene Ontology annotation, biological process: actomyosin structure organization; peptidyl-threonine phosphorylation. The record is from RefSeq and is a predicted model, not a curated record. The annotation marks the transcript as partial.
UAGCAAGACCUGUUGUUUUAAAGGCCAAGCAAAGCCGUCUACAACGAGACGAUUUUGAAACCCUGAAAAUUAUUGGUCGUGGAGCAUUUGGUGAGGUUGCUGUAGUGAAAUUGAAAGGAACAGAAGAAGUGUAUGCUAUGAAGAUCCUCAACAAGUGGGAAAUGCUAAAGAGGGCCGAGACGGCCUGCUUUAAAGAAGAACGAGAUGUACUGGUGUAUGGAGACAGACGCUGGAUCACAAAUUUACAUUAUGCUUUUCAGGAUGACAAUCACUUGUAUCUCGUCAUGGAUUACUAUUGCGGAGGCGACCUAUUAACAUUAUUAAGCAAAUAUGAAGAACGCUUACCAGAAGACAUGGCUCGUUUUUAUAUAGCUGAGAUGGUUUUGGCAAUACACUCAUUGCACAUGCUUAGAUAUGUACACAGAGAUAUUAAACCUGACAAUGUACUUCUGGAUAAAAAUGGCCACAUUGUGCUUGCUGAUUUUGGCUCUUGCCUGAAGUUAUUAACAGAUGGGACUGUCCAGUCGUCUGUUGCUGUUGGUACACCAGAUUAUAUAUCCCCAGAAAUUCUCAGAGCUAUGGAAGAUGGACAUGGUCGUUAUGGCCCAGAGUGUGACUGGUGGUCGUUAGGUGUUUGUAUGUACGAAAUGCUUUACGGCGAGACCCCAUUUUAUGCAGAAUCGUUAGUUGAAACAUAUGGCAAAAUUAUGAAUCACCAGGUAAUUUUA